This is a messenger RNA of Closterium sp. Naga37s-1, 2961 nucleotides long. NCBI's taxonomy places the organism in Eukaryota, Viridiplantae, Streptophyta, Zygnematophyceae, Desmidiales, Closteriaceae. The record is from the annotation of a GenBank genome assembly.
AUGCUCGAAGCGCAGCGCGGUAUGCCGACGCUGACGGACGCGACUGUUGCGGCGGGAAUAGCGGUGACCGCUGGGCUCCUAUUGGCCGCAACGCGACCGAGGGAGCAGCAGGUGUGGGACUGGCUGGUGGACGCAAGCAUGGGUGGCAACGUGGCAGGAAUCCUCCUCUCCUCCUUCUAUUGCAAGGAGCAGCAGGUGUGGGACUGGCUGGUGGAUGCAGGCAUGGGUGGUGACGCAGUAGGAAUCCUCUUUUCUUUCUUGCAUUGCGAGUUGCUCCUUCUCUCUUUCGCUCACAUCAGACUCCAUUCACGUGUCUUUGUUUGUUGUAUCUGUGUGUGCAGGGAGCAGCAGGUGUGGGACUGGCUGGUGGAUGCAGGCAUGAGUGGUGACACAGCAGGAAUCCUCCUCUCCUCCUUGCAAGUCUCUCUCUCCGUCCUGCUCCUCCUCUCCCUCCUCUCCCUUGCUCAAAUCAUCUUCGCGCGAGUUACCAACCCGACAAAGCCUCCUUUCUCCUCCUCGUUUUCCGCCUCGUUUCCUCUCCCUGCCUCCCCCUUCACCUCCUCUCCAUAUGAAGCAACAACUGCUGCUACCACACCCAUCGCCCCUUCCUCCCUCCCAGCCCUCCCCCACCACUCCCACUCCCUCCUCUCCUCCUCACUCUCUCACUCACUCCAGCCUUCCCUGCCUCCCCCCCACGUCGCCUCGCUCGCGCAGUCGCUUCCCUUGCCCCUGGGAGGUCGGAGAAAGCAGGUGGAAACAAAGGAAGAGUUGCAACAGCUGCUAAUGAACCUAGAUGGUAAAAUGGCAGCAGCAGCAGCAGCUGUUGCUUUUGCUGCUGGUGGUUCUGAUGGGGAGGGAGUGGGUGGGGGAGCAGGAGCGGAGGGGGGAGAUGGAAGGGGCAUUGUGGGCGGAAGAGGUAGAGCAGGCGAAGGACCAGCAGCAGCGGCAGCAAGAGGAGGAGGAGGAGGAGCAGCAGGAGAAAGAGGAGGAGGGGAUUACUCUGCCUCUUAUCCGAGUAGCUAUUAUCAGUUUCAACCAGAAUAUUUUGACCGCCUUCCUCCUAUCUCCCCACGUACCCUUGCCGAUUCCCUCGUCCCCACCACUCCCAAUAUCCCCCGCUCCUCCUCCCCAGGAGCCUCUGCUUCCCCCCUCCCCCCUUCCUCCUUCUCCCCCGCUUCCCCUCUCCGGUCCUCCUCUCCACCACCGUUCUCCACCCCUUCCCACCGGCACACACACACGGACGCCACUGCACCGUUCUUAACCACCCCUCACCGUUACACCCUCCCUUCUUCUCUCUCCACACCUGCUCCCUCUACAGACCACUCAAACCUCUAUCAACCCUCUUUCACCUUCCCUCGCUCCUCACUCCCCUUCGAUACAGUCACAUCGGAUGCAGUCACAUCUGACAACGCCCCAUCCUCGCCCCUUUUAGUCCAUCCCAGAUUAACCCCUAGUCCCUCUCGAGCCGCCAUAGUGCGUAAAAAGGGCGAGGUGGAGAGAUUAAAGCCCAUGUUGCCUGAAGAGGAGGAGGAGGGCUUUAAGCGUCUGGGGGUGCUGCAGUGGAGGGACACGUGGCGCGACGGGAUUCGCCAGUGGUUCUCGCAGCACCUGCUGAGGGCGCUGGUAAAGAAGAUCGAGGCGGCGCCAAGUAAGCUGGCAGCAGCAGCAGCCCCUCUCGGCCUCUCCCUCUCCCUCGAACCUCUCCACAGCCUCGGAAACUCCGCCGUACCUCCGCCCGCAGGCUCGGCAGCUCUGGGCCAGACCUCCACCCCAGGCUCGGCAGGAGUGACAGCAGGAGGCAGCUCUGGUUUGGGCGUGGGAGGCUUGGGAGGAGUGGAAGGCGGGGGGGUGGAGGAGGUGGGGGGAGGGGGGAGAGUGGUGGUGGUGCAGGGGAGUGUGAUGGGAGAGAGGGAGGGGUUGCAGCAAGUGAAGGGAGUGCUGCUACAGCUGCUACAGUCGGCCAGUCAAGCAGCGCCACCUGCAGGGUCCAUAUUCGGCCUGCACCAGCCUCAGCAGCAGCAGCAACAGCAGCAGCUGGAGGCACAGAAGGAAGCUGCGAGGAGCCUUCUGGCAGCCAUAGCGGAUUACGAGCAUCUUAGGGACGUCCUUAGAGGGCACUGGGCCAAGGGGCUGCUGCCACGUGGCAGCAUGCCAUUGGAGUACAGCACUCAACGGAUCAAAGCCCUGGCAGCAGGCUCCUGUCUGCGCUGCUUCCAAUGGUCAGCAGGAGGAAGCUUCCUCACACGAGACUCCACCCGCAUCCCCACCCCCGGCGCCUCCUCCCCCGCCCCUUUUCCCUCUGAAGCUCCAUCAUCCCCCCUAUCCUCCUCUCUCCUCUCCACCUCGCUCCCCUCCUCUGUCCACCCACAUUCUCCUUCCCGUGCCCCAAGCUCUCCUGCUCCCUCCACCCCUUCCUCCCUCUCCACCUCCCAGCCCUCCUCUAUUUCAUACUCGUUACAAGCUGCUCCAGAAGGAGUGUACCUUGUGCCAUGGACUCCUGAUCUCCCAACUGAUGCUCAUCUGCUGCUCUAUCUCUUCGCCGCACACCUGUCGCACCCCCAUUGGCUGGAUGAAUUCCUGCAAUCGCCCCUUUCACAGCAACAGCAGCAGCAGAUUUCCGCAGCUGGUGCUACAGUGCCGGCCGCAGCUGCCAGCUUAGCCGCCCAAAAUCCACUCCUCGUGGGUGGCUCUCUUCCCCGUGACCGCCUCUUGCCGCUUUCGGCUUCUUCCUCCUCUCAGUCUCCCUCUGCCCUUCUGGGCGGCAGGUUUACGGCCAUUGUGGGGUCAAUUCCACCAGCCAACGCUAGGCUGCCACCUGGCGCAGACAUGGUUGUGAUAACAAGGGAUGCACCUCCUGUUUUCGUCCUUUUCUGGGAAGGCCAGCCGUCCUUCUGUCUUCAGCCUGUCUUCUCCAUCUCUGUCGCUUUCUACUGUGAUGGAGCCCGUCACUCCUCCAAUUAG